This is a messenger RNA of Effrenium voratum, 1521 nucleotides long. The record is from the annotation of a GenBank genome assembly. Lineage: Eukaryota; Dinophyceae; Suessiales; Symbiodiniaceae.
AUGUUCUUGAGCAAAAGGGGCCGAGGGCCCGGAUCCGGACCCGGCAAACCCGGAGGACCCGGAUCCGAAUGGCGGAUCAAGGCACGGCUCUUGGAAGACAUGGCCAGCCGCCAUGUGGAGCUGAGUGGCGUGAGCUUCAGCAUGUGCAUCAGUGCCAGCCGCUGGAAGAACGCCCGGCACCUGCUACAAGAGAUGCCACAGGCCUUGUUGCAGCAGAACAUCAUCACCGCCGGCGCCUGCCUAUCCUGCUGCGAGCGGGCGUCCCAAUGGCGGCCAGUCCUCGCCAUGUUGUUGGCUCUCCAGGAAGAAGAGGUACAGCCCAGCACGAUUGCCUACAACACUGCCCUCAGCGCUUGCAAGUGCUGCUGGCAGCGUGCAAUCGAUUUGGCUCGAGUGGGAGGCGUGCGACUGGACACCAUCUCUUACAACUCCCUGAUGCACGCAGCUCGCUGGCAGCGCGCGCUGUCCUUGCAGGGCUGUCUGCGAGAGAAAGGCCUACAGGAGAGCACUACAAGUUGCAAUACGAUUCUUGCAUGCACAGGCAACUGGGAGAGCGCAGUGCUCACCUUUGCAGCUGCCGCCUCUUCCGGCUUGGAGCUGGACACCAUCUCGCGGAACUCGGUGAUGAAUGCGUGCAAAGUUUCCUCCUGGGCUUUGGCGGUGUACCUCGCAGAGUUGCCGUUGGCUGACACUUUUACUUGCGCCACUGCCGCUGCCGCAAUGGGUCGAACUACGCCGACGCCCUCGUGGCGAAGUGCGUUGGCUCUUUGCGGGAAGCUGAGCAUGCGCCGCGUGCCAGAGAGCACCGUUGCCUUCAAUGCACUCAUCUCCGUGUGUGAUCUCUGCGGGCAGUGGCCAAUGGCCUUGGCCCUGCUGAACCUCUGCCGCGCAAAGUCGCUGGCGGACACGGUGACCUACUCCCAGGCGAUCUCCGCCUGCGAGGAGGAGGCGGCCUGGCAGGCGGCCCUGCAGGUCUUGCAGCACCAGGAGGCCGAGGUCAAGACAGACGUGAUCACUUACAAUGCCUCUAUCAGCGCCUGUGGCCGUGGGAGCCAGUGGCAGCGUGCGCUUAGUCUUUUGAAGACCCUCAGGAAGAAGCUGCAACCCACAGUCAUCAGCUGGAAUGCAGGCAUCAGUGCUUGCGAGCCAAGCGGUCAGUGGCAAGUAGCAUUGCUGCUUCUGGAUGAGCAUCAGCAAGAAAGGGUGGAGUCAGACAUCGUCACCUACAGCACUGUGAUAAGCUGCUGCGAGAAAGCUCGGCAGUGGCAAGCUGCCUGCCAUGUCCUGCAGCUGCUGCUGGGCUCCUCGAUUUCCCCGAGCUCGGUGCCCUUCAGCGCGGCCAUCAGCGCCUGCGAAAAGACCCUUCAGUGGCAGCUGGCCCUGGUUUUGCUCCACCAGUGGAGGCCAAGCCUAGUGGCUUGCAAUGCGGCGAUCAGCGCAUGCGAGAAGUGCCAGCGAUGGCGCCAGGCUUUGGCACUGCUCGCAGACAUGGAGACGAGGCCUUGCAGCCGGACGUCGUAA